AUGAAUACUGGUAUCAUCGCGACGCUGCAGGAUCCUGAAACACGCAAAAUAUGGUUGGCUAAUAAUAUGGACAACAUACGCUUCUGGGGUCUGUUUUGCCUUGUGGGAUUGGUGUUAUUCUACAUCUCUUCUGAUUGGGAUUUCUCUAUGUUGCUCACGACCAGCUCAAUGAUCAGCAUGUUUUCAUUUCUGAUGGUUGUGGUUAAAAUAGAGACGUCCAAGUCGGUGAGCGGAGUGUCGUUGAAGAUGUUCGAGUGCUAUACAUUAGUCAGCGCAUGCAGGCUAGUGUCCAUCGUCCCAUUCGAAGGAUACCUACCCUACGAUCGAUCCGGAGAUUGGCUCUACCAGCUCACAGAGGCUAUCAGUCUGUGUCUAGCCGGGACUGUGGUUUACUUUUGCCGUGUACGUUACCGAGCUACUUACGAAGCAGGAGCCGACACCUUUAAGCACAUUUAUCUGCUAGUCAUAGCACUGGUUCUGGCAGGGAUAUUCCAUCCUAGCCUCAAUGCUUUCAUGCCUGCUGAUAUCGCAUGGACCUUCGCACUUUACCUUGAGUCAGUUACGGUAUUACCACAACUAUUCAUGUUUCAGAAGCAAGGAAAAGUGGAGGCGUUCACGAGUCACUUCUUAGCUGGACAAGCUCUCAGCAGAGUAUGCUCCUUCAUUUUCUGGUGGUCCUCAUAUAAGGAGCUCAAUGACCCUAGGCAUCCCACCAAGGCUUAUGUUGGGUACUGGGUUAUGCUCAUGCAGUUAUUGCAGUUGAUCGUUAUGGGUGAUUUCAUUUACCAUUAUAUCAACUGUCUUCGCAAGGGUGUUCCGGUAAGCUUUAUUUUGAGUGACGCUGUAUGAGGGCUUGGCGCUAGUCUUGUCUUUGGUGAAGUAUUGCGAUACCCAGUGUGUGGUUUUCGGGUAUAACAAUAGUAGUA
Molecule: messenger RNA, 926 nt
Organism: Perkinsus marinus ATCC 50983
Lineage: Eukaryota; Perkinsozoa; Perkinsida; Perkinsidae
Product: ER lumen protein retaining receptor protein, putative
Exons: 10
Coding region: 1-849 (282 amino acids)
Biological process (GO): protein retention in ER lumen
Cellular component (GO): membrane
Molecular function (GO): ER lumen protein retrieval receptor activity
Source: RefSeq, a predicted model, not a curated record